AUGGAAGCGGCAAAUGCUAACCUCAAUCUGGAGGAGGUUACGCAAAACGUGGCUGAGAAACAUAACCUCAAACUGGUUGAGGUUAUCCAACAAGCGGCAGAAACACCCAUGCCUUCUUCAAGUGGGACAAGCUACAACGCGGUGAGCAAACCUAACCUCACUCCUGCUAAGGUAUCCGACAGUGUGGCUAAUCGGCUAGCCAUUAUGAAGCGGCGGCAGGAGGCGGAGAGGAAACGGAUGGAGCUCGAGUUGCAGCUGAAGUUUGUGAAGGAGGAGGAGGACUUGUUGUCCGAGGAGUUGGGUGUGAUUGCGAUUUCGGGAGCAUCGACUGUGACACCGUCCCGGCCGGAUGGAGAAUCGAUGCGAGGCUCGCAGCAGGAUGAGCGUGGUCCCGCCCCGCGACUGGAAAGUGUUCAUCGAAACGUGCCAACCGAAUUACCCGAGUUUUCAGGGGACCCGGCGGAAUGGCCCGUAUUUAUUGCGCACUACGAUUACACAACGGAGAAAUGUGGUUUUUCCAACUGGGAAAACAUGAUACGGCUGCAGAAGGCGCUCAAAGGACCUGCGCUAGAAGUUGUGCGAAGCCGUUUAGUGCUACCGGAGGUGGUGCCACAAGUGAUUGCGACGCUGCGAUCGCGCUAUGGUCGGCCGGAACAUCUCAUUUCAGCGCUGAUUGGGAAAAUGCGUCGGAUGCCUGCACCUUGCAGGGAGAAGCCCGAUACUGUUGUGGCGUUCGGCGAGGCAGUGCGGAGCAUGGUAGAUCACAUGCAGGCUGCUGGUCUACGGGCACACUUGACCAACCCGUUGCUGCUGCAAGAGAUCGUGGAAAGGUUGCCGACGAGCGAGCAGUACAGCUGGGCACGGCACAUACGAGGCGUGACGGAACCGGAUCUUAUCGUGUUUGGCGAAUUCAUGACGGAAUGGAUGGACGAUGCUGAAACGUUAACCAGGCUGGAUUCACCCUCAUUGAAAGCAGUAGACAGGAAGAAACCUAACACCAAGGGUUACGUGCAUGCGCACGUGGAAAACCAGGGAGCGACCACAUCGGGAACAAGAGCCAUCCAGGUAGGACAAUCUUGUUUUGUGUGUAACAAACGGGGACACCUUGUGAGCAAAUGCUUCGCGUUUGGAGCAAUGGCGGUGAAGGACCGCUGGCGGAAGGCCCGUGCACUUUCUUUAUGUUUUAGCUGUCUGGAGCGGCACAACUGGCGGACGUGCCAAAACAGAGCGGUUUGCAGCAUUGGUGGGUGCACGCGCCGACAUCAUGUGUUGCUACACGGCGCUGAGGAGUCUCGCGAGAUCGGCAGCGAGCAGAAUAAUAUAGAAAGCCGUGAAGGAGGAAUCGAUGGUGGUGUCAUUGCGGAGAGUAACCAUCACCAAUACGUGUCAUCAUCAUCGAAGGCGCUAUUUCGAAUAGUGCCUGUCACCGUGUAUGGACCGGCUGCUACGGUGACGACGUUUGCGUUUUUGGAUGAAGGCUCGUCCAUGACGCUGGUGGAUGACGAUUUGGCUGAACAAUUAGGUGUUGAGGGCAAGGUGGAGCCACUUUGCAUCCGUUGGACAGGCAACACUACAAGGGUCGAGGCUGGAUCCAGACGAGUAAACCUGAAGGUGGGACCUGUUGGUUCUACAAAGCGGUUUGCCAUCCACUCGGUACGGACUGUGCCAGGGCUAAACCUACCUCGACAAUCCUUCGUGCAGGACGAAGGGAGAUGGCAACAUUUGGAGCGGCUACCGAUUCGGCAAUAUCGGGAUGCGGAACCCAAGCUGCUUAUUGGGUUGGACAAUUUGCGGUUGGCGGUCCCUCUCAGGACUAAGGAGGGAGGCGUUGGUGAUCCAAUCGCAGUAAAGACACGCCUUGGGUGGUGUAUUUACGGAAAACCGGCGAAUCUGGAGUGUGAACGGUUGUUGCAUAUUUGCGAGUGCAACGACCAAGGUAACAUUCACGAGACGAUUCGGGAAUAUUUCGACAUGCAGUUGAUUGGUGCUGCACACGGCGUCGAACAGGAUCCACAUGAGCGGCGUGCGAAGCAGAUUCUGGACACUACCACGACACGAAUCGGGAAGCGAUUCGAAUCGGGAUUACUGUGGAGGAAAGAUGACAUCGAGCUACCUCCUAGCAUCGACAUGGCGCGUCGUAGGUUCAAUUGUUUGGAGAGGAGGAUGGAGCGAGAUGGACAUCUUAAGGAACAAGUACAUCGCCAGAUUCGAGAUUUGUUGAGCAAGCAGUACGUUCACAAGGCUACGUUGCGUGAGCUGGAGGAGGCUGACCAGCGACGCGUAUGGUACCUACCAAUAGGGGUGGUUACCAACCCAAAUAAACCUGGAAGGGUUCGGCUGAUUUGGGACGCGGCAGCUAAGGCGCAUGGAACAUCGUUGAACGACAUGCUGCUGAAGGGACCAGACGAGCUGAGGUCGUUACUUGGCGUACUCUUCCGAUUUCGUCUGUACGCAGUGGCGGCGUGUGCAGACGUGAAGGAGAUGUUUUUGCAGAUUAUGAUACGAAAGGAAGACAAACACGCGCAGCGUUUCUUGUGGCGUUACGAACCAACGGACGAGUUGGAAACCUACAUCGUGGAUGUUGUAAUGUUCGGGUCUGCGUGUUCACCCGCAACGGCGCAGUAUGUCAAGAACCGAAACGCUCGAGAGCACAUGGAACAAUUCCCACGAGCGGUGGAGGGAAUUAUUGAAAGCACUUACGUAGAUGACUUUCUGGACAGCUUCGAGACGGAAGAAGAAGCAUGUCAGGUAUCCCAUGACAUCCUGAUACAAGAUCUUUGGCGAACUGGCACGCAGUGGGACGAAGAGAUUAACGACAUGCAGUUGAGACAUUGGCGUAGAUGGAUUGAUCUGCUUCCGGCAAUAGCAGACCUACGCAUUCCGCGCAGUUACUUUGCGGCAGCAUCGAAGAAGAUGUACGAGAAUGGCGAAUGGCAUUUGUUUGUCGAUGCAAGUCAGCACGCUUAUGCAUGCGUCUUAUAUCUGAGGAUAUUUGAUGAUGCUGGAGAACCUCAGUGUACACUCAUCGGUGGGAAAGCUAAGGUGGCGCCACUGAAGCCACUUACUAUUCCGAAGCUUGAGCUUCAGGCUUGCGUGUUGGGAGCGAGAUUUUUACGCUACACGCAGGAGCAUCAUCCGAUUAAUGUGAGACGACGAGUGCUUUGGUCGGACAGCACAGUUGCGUUGUCGUGGAUAAGGUCGGAUCCAAGAAACUACAAACCCUUCGUGGCUCAUAGGGUGGUCGAAAUACUGGAGAGCACAUCGGUUGACGAGUGGAGAUGGGUGCCUACUGACCACAACCCGGCAGACGAGGCCACGAAGUGGAAGGGAAAGCCGAAUUUCGACUUUGGUGGCAACUGGUUUCAAGGGCCAGAGUUCUUACUCCAUGGGGAGGAUGAUUGGCCAUCACAGAGGCACAACAGCGACAACCCGUCAGAAGAAAUACGACAGGUAAAUCUUCACGUGGAAGACUCUAACACCGGACUAUUACCUAUCCGGUAUGAACGUUUUAGCCGAUUGGAGAGGCUACAAAGGAUGAUUGGUUGGAUUGUCAGGUAUGUGGGCAAUCUGAGACGAAAGUAUCGUGGCGAACCUAUUUUAGGAGGUGCUCUACGACAAGAAGAACUCUAUGAAGCGGAUAAGAUUCUGUGGAGGCAGACACAACUCGAGUACUAUCCGGAAGAAGUUCGCAUUCUGAGUUUGGACGAUAACGAUGGAAAACCUGGAGGAAGAACGGUAUCAAAGCAAAGCCACAUUUACCAUCUAUUGCCGUUUGUGGACGAGGAAGGCGUAUUGCGAAUGCGAGGAAGGAUAGGUGCAGCGGCUGAUGUUCCUUAUUCUGCUAAGUAUCCCGUUAUACUGCCGAGGGGUUCCCGACUGGCUGAGUUGAUAGUAGAGCGGUAUCAUCGAUUGUAUCGUCAUGCGAACAACGAAACAGUGACGAAUGAGUUACGGCAACAAUUUCAGAUCCCGAAGCUGAGAGCGUUGGUAACGAAGACGGUGAAGAACUGUGUCUUCUGUAAGAUCAGGCGGUCACUACCACAAGUGCCGCCAAUGGCACCGUUACCAAAGGAGAGGCUCACGCCCUUUGUUAGGCCAUUCAGCUACGUCGGGCUGGAUUACUUUGGACCAGUGUUGGUCAAGAGAGGAAGAUCGAACGAGAAGCGUUGGAUCGCUUUAUUCACGUGUUUGACUGUGCGCGCGAUUCACUUGGAGGUGGUGCACAGUCUAUCGACGGAAUCGUGCGUGUUGGCGGUUAGACGAUUUGUGGCUAGAAGAGGUGCACCGGUAGAAAUCUUCAGCGACAACGGGACCAAUUUCUUGGGUGCUAGCAGACAGCUGCGGAGGGAGAUCGAGGAGCGCAAUGAAACUCUGGCGGCGAUUUUCACGAAUGCGCACACCCGUUGGACCUUCAACCCACCUGGCGCUCCACACAUGGGCGGCGUGUGGGAGCGUAUGGUACGCUCUGUAAAAGCGGCGAUUAGCACGGUGAUGGAGGCAAAGCACGCACCCGACGACGAGACGUUUGAGACAGUGAUCUUAGACGCAGAGGCGAUGAUCAACUCUAGACCGUUGACUUAUGUUCCCUUGGACCCGGAGAACCAAGAGGCAAUCACACCGAAUCAUUUCCUGUUGGGGAGUUCUUCAGGUGUAAAGCAGCAGCCAGUGUUACCUACGAACUAUAGGGAUAGCUUGAAGGGAAAUUGGAAGUUAGCGCAGCAUAUGCUCGACGGAAUAUGGAGGCGGUGGAUUAAGGAAUAUUUACCGGUGAUCUCGCGGCAGAAUUCCCUCAGCGUCAAGAUCAUCCACAAAUGA
This is a messenger RNA of Anopheles coluzzii, 4815 nucleotides long. RefSeq lists its product as uncharacterized. The transcript is spliced from 3 exons. Bases 1 to 4815 code for a protein of 1604 amino acids. Gene Ontology annotation, biological process: DNA integration. Gene Ontology annotation, molecular function: nucleic acid binding; zinc ion binding. NCBI's taxonomy places the organism in Eukaryota, Metazoa, Arthropoda, Insecta, Diptera, Culicidae. The record is from RefSeq and is a predicted model, not a curated record.